UCGUUGAAGUCGCUACCUGCUUGCACCCGAUCUUCAUUGAGUGGUUUUGGUGCUGUUCUUCAUGUGUGGUUCUUCUUUCACAUAUAUUUUUUAUCGUCACCUCGAACCAGCAUAAAAAUACAACACCAACACUCAGUCAGUCAUCGGUCGCCCAUCAUAAUCCACCACUACCAUUCAAAUUGAGGCGCACGAAUUGUUUCAAUCUAUCUCGGUUUUAGAUGUGGGGAGAAAUGAUGAUUAAGGAAACCUGUUAUAAGCAUCAACUCCAGGAAUAUCUCUAGCUCAGCUAAUUAACUCUUUUUUUCGUUUGGCUUGUCCGUGUAAAUUAGCGGUAGAGUUUUCAGCAUAGACUUUCAAAAGUGUGCGUGUGCGUUAUUUAGCUACACAAAAAUUUCGCCAAUUUUGGUUGCCAUCUUUCCCCACGGGAAGUGAGUGCAAUCGAAUGGGAUUAGUGGAUCAAGACACCGACAGCAAACCCGCUCAAUGUUUUGUGGUCUGAAAAUUUCGAACAAAGUUGUGAAGAAAGCAGAAACCUGGAGCGAUUUUGAUAGCGAAAAAUUAUAUUGCUUGUGUAUGUUAUGAACCUUAAAGGCCACAACUAUCGGAAUGAAUCGUACGGUUUUAGGUGACCUGAGUUGUGCUUUCGAUGCUCAUGACUUGCUUAGAUUCACAAAAAACGCAUUGUGAACACAACAGGUGCGUGUCAUUGGAUAUUGUACGAUGGAAGAGUAAAUAUACAGUACAAGCGAUCCAGUGUUUUUUUACAGCUAUUGACCAAGUUUUUUGACCUUAGCAGGCGCUCGGGUAAUCAGUGAAACAAGCCGGUGAGUGUGCUUUGCUUUUAGAACGCCAGAUAUACACACAUGCGUGUUGACUAGCUGAUGCGGAUCAAAGCGUCAUUUGCGUGAAUGUUGAACAGUGGAUGAAGCUAAAUGAAACAGUGAAAAUAAUAAAAAAAAAUUCUACGAAGUAAGGUACAUUGUCAUUUUGGAAACGGGUGCGUGCCAUAUUGGACUAGUGUUCGUUUCUCAAAAGAAAAAAAAACGUUAUAUACACCUAGCUGAGCAAGGAGGACUGGCAGCAGGUGAUGGAUCGUCGCUUGCAAUGAAAAGCUUUUGCCACCGCCACACGGCACGUCAAACUACAUUGAGAAUCAGCACAAUGAUGGGAACAAUUCGCAUCGAAGUCUACUAAGCGUGCAGCAGCAGCAGUGGUGGUGGAAAAUGAAACCGUGGUUACCACCGAUUCGUCUUUUUCGUUCCCGCAGCCACUCGCAAAGUUUGCCAACUGUAUGAAUCCUCCGUAUAGAAUGCCUCCGCAGCCCCUUGGGACGUCGUAUGGUGUACAAAAUGACCAUCCCAUCCCCGGCACAGCAGCUACAGGCACGAUACCAUCGUUAUCAUCAUCGUCGUCAGCAGCUGCGGGAGCAGGAACCGACUCAUCCCAGCACCUGCUGAGUCCGCCCCUGCGAACUCAUUCCAGCAAGUUUCCGAUUGAACGAGAACUAGUACUGUCAUCCAACAAAAACGCUUCCAAGAUUCCGCUGAUGCAAGAUAACCGAAACUCAAACAUCCCAUUGUUGAACCGGUCGUCAGUUUCCGCCGUCGGGCCAGAUUUGCCAACCAAGCAGACGCAGGCGUGGAACCAAGCACAAAUCGAAGUGAUCCAUUCUUCCAUCACCGGAACUAUUCCUCGAAAUGCAGUCCGUCUACCAGAGGACGUAACUGCACUAGCCGAACGAGACAGCAGCGCCAAGGAUAAGGAAACGGUGAAAAAAUCCGUAUCAAAAAAUUACCACAAACUUAAGGACCUCAUUUCGUCGAAGUUCAAAAAGGACAGCUCGGAGGGUACAGGUGACGAAUUAAACAACGUUUCCUCGAUUCUUCAGCAACAGCACGAUAGUCUCGGAUCGUCGUUCCUCAUAACAGGAAAUAACCCAGGAAACAAUCUGAACCACGCCCAAUCCAACAUUAACCUUUGGAGUACUAACGCGAGGGGCGAUUCGCCAUUGUACUAUCACAAGAAAUUUGCGGAUCCUGCUGAUGGUUACAACGGUGACAUGUUGAGUGGAUUUCGUAGCUUGAAGGCUAUGUCGCAGCCACAAUUAAACACAGUAUCCGGUGGACAGAACUAUCCAAACUUCUCCCCGAACCCGAUGGAUGGCACUGACAGCGACGACGGUGGAUUCCGGCAACAAGACCCUCCUAGGAUGAAUAUAACCAAUCCCAUACAGCAACACAAUCGACAGACCCAGCAAAAUUACGUUCAUAAUUAUCGUCAUAAUCAUCCGCAAGGAUCUGGACACCAGACACCACAAAUGACAACGACUAGCUAUCAGCACACUCCUGAAGGUAGACACAAACUUCUUGCGGAGUACUCGGAUGGUCAUCUCUCUCAUUCGCAUGGUGCUCACACGACAAUCAACAUUGGCGAAUCGAGUUACAACGGCCACGAACAUGUGGAUAAACAUCAAAAAUUAAAUGAAAUUUCUAGUUCAAAGAUGGGACAAAAGCCACCCAUCCAGAAGAUAGGGAACUCAACGCAACACGGAAGUGAUAAUCAUAGCGUGAACAACAAUACUAUAGUUCAGAUUGCUUCCGACUCCUCGCAUGUGGUUCAGAAGCAGAUUGAUUCAAUUUCCAGUUCGGAUUACGAUCGAAAUGGGAAUCACAGCUCGAAUGUUGAUUCUGGGCGUGGAAGUGCUGCCUAUUCAAGUGGUAGGAAGGGUGGAGUGCAGCAACCGGUCAGUGUGAAUCAGGUUGAACAAGCUGAUCGGAAUCGGAGCAAAUCAGAGUCGGAAUGGAUUGACGUAGUGGAUGCAGAAUUGCGUAACAUUCUAGAACCAGGAAUUAAGGGCAUGAUGAUCCGUCCAGAGAGCACCAUGUCAGAAAGUGCUUCCUCUAUGUCUCCACCAUUGCCGCCUCUUUCGCCAGAAGGAGGAAUCUCUUAUAACGCAACCAGUAACGGUGUGAAUAAUACUCACACUAAAUCAAAUGUCAAGAAUCAAUCCAAGCAAGAGUACGGAACAGAUACCUAUAAUCGAGCAAGCAAGAAUCCUCAACCGAUUGGUCCUUCCAAAGGUCAUCCAUCAAACAACACCAUUCAAAACUACAUGCACAAUCUUAAGUUGUCAUCUAGUAGCAAGAAACAUGAGCAAACACUUCUCAAGAAACAUCUAUUUGGCUUGGACUCGGAUCGAGCCUCAGUGACAAACACAACUCGUUCACUCGAUCUGGAGUCACUAUUGGGUGGACCAUGGGAAGCAGGUCAGUCAGUUAGUGAAUCGGAAACUGACGGUGGUGGCCUUCAACAGAUCCGUAACCAACUUGAAGGGCUUGAAACGAUGUACAGUGAGGUACUGAAGAUGCUCGGCAACAGAAUGGCCGGCUACGACGUUCAGCAGCGGGUGAACCGAAGACGACGACACGGUAGCCUAUCUUCGCUUCCGUCCAGUUCGGUUAGUGGACGGCCGAUACGAGACCGUAGGCGAACAGAUGAGCGCCGAAAAGUUCGGGAUAUUCGAGGGAUCAACAAACGCUUCCAGCGAUUGGAAUCGCACGUUGUUACCCUUGCUCGAAGCGUUGCGCAUUUAUCGUCCGAAAUGCGCUCGCAACAUGUUAUGUCUCAAGAGCUAGAGGAAAUCCGAAAUGACAUGGCCAUGCUGAGAACACAGUCGAUGCAUCACAUACCGCUGAAUGCUAGUGCCGCAGCGACGGCUAAUGCUACUGCAAAAGAGCCAAUGAACUUGACAAAUCCCAGACGGGUCAAAAAGUUAACGAAAUUUUUCGGCGAGGAUCCUCCGUUGAUGAAGCUUUUUCUAAAGAAGUUAGGCUACGAGAAAUACGCCUCGAUUUUUGAGAACGAAAGGGUCGGCAUGAUCGAGCUACCGUAUCUAGGGGAGGAAAGACUGCAAAAAAUGGGCAUACCUCUGGGACCUCGGUUGCGUAUCCUGCAGGAAGCCCAAAUUUCGCUCUGCCGAGACACAACACUUUGCAUCGUAUAAGUCAAGCAUGAGUUUUUGUUCUAUCAUGUCGUCGCCGAAACAUGGGACCAAACGAGCCAAAGACAACAGUAGAUACUUAUAACAAAUAAAUCCAGUGAACUAUACAUUGCUUACUUAGAUCGUAAAUGUGUAUUACCGCGAUUAUUUUUAAUGAUUAGUGUACACUUUAUUCACUAUCCAUGUGUAACUGCAGAUUUUUACGAAGCUUAUUUUGAACGAAACACAUUCUCUACAGUUGUGGAGCCCUCAAUACUCAAUGGAACGAUAUAUAGUAGUAUUUAA
Messenger RNA from Topomyia yanbarensis, 4285 nucleotides. RefSeq lists its product as uncharacterized. Gene Ontology annotation, molecular function: protein binding. Bases 1292 to 4003 code for a protein of 903 amino acids. The record is from RefSeq and is a predicted model, not a curated record. Lineage: Eukaryota; Metazoa; Arthropoda; Insecta; Diptera; Culicidae. The transcript is spliced from 7 exons.